CCGCUGUUUCCCUGCUCACGUAACGGUGCCGCGUUUCACGUGAAUGUGAAUUGGUGUGGUUGGUGGUGGUGGUGGGGGGUGAGAACCACAACCGCCACGAACCAAGCAGCACAACCACCACCACCAACCACCACCACCAACAACACCAACACAACCUCCACCACUACCUCGACAACAUCGAUGUAAGCCUCAAGUGUGACCACGCCAUGGCUGACGGGCCCAGGUGCAAGCGCAGGAAACAGUCCAACCCCAGGCGAAAUAACGCGCUCCCGGUGCGGCUGUCCACCGUGGGUGCGGCCGAGGCCUCCGACUCGGACGAUGAGGACCGGCUGCUCAUCGCCGAGGACGAGCCGUCGCCGCCGGCAACGCCGUCCGGGGGCGACGGCGCCGCCAGCGCCGACGAUGGGGACGGCGUGACGCACGGAGACAAGGACGCGGAGGCUGGAGGCGCUGCCUCGCUCUCCGACGACGCCAGUGGCACGGACGGCAAGGCGCAAGCCGGCGGGAGGGAGGAGGAUUCUGCGGCGACGGCGACGGCGGCGGCGGCGGCGGCGGCGGCGGCUGGGCCCCUAGGCGGGCGGCCCGGUGAGGACGGCCUCUCGGAGCUGCUGGGCCGCAGCGACACGGCCGUCGUGUACCCCGAGGACCCCGAGGACACGCCGCCCCGGCGUGGCACGGCCGCCGCCACCGCCGCCGCCGUGCAGCAGAGGCAGAACGGCCUGGUGACGGAGCUGGGCGAGGGCUUCCCGCGGCUGCUGCCAUGCCCGUACUGCGAGCGUGGCUACAAGCGUCUGGCGUCGCUCAAGGACCACAUCCGGCACCGGCACCACGGCGGCGACGACGACGACGACGACGACGUCGGCGGCUUCGCCUGCUCGCAGUGCUCAUCGGCGUUCCCCACGCGCGGCCAGCUGGAGCGCCACUCGGCCUCGCACCGCGCCGCCCCGCCCUCGCAGAAGCAGAGUGGCAGCCGCAAGUUCAGCUGCACGGAGUGCGGCAAGGCCUUCAAGUACAAGCACCACCUCAAGGAACACUUCCGCAUCCACAGCGGCGAGAAGCCCUACGAAUGUCCUCACUGCAAGAAGCGAUUCUCCCACUCCGGCUCCUACAGCUCCCACAUCAGCAGCAUGAAGUGCGUCGGGCAGACCGUGCCAAACGGUCGCUCCCGCACCGACACCGCCGCCGCUGCCGUCACCGCCGCCGCCACCACCACCACCACCGCCAUCUCGACCACCGCCUGCAGCGUCGCCGACGACGACGGCGCCGCCGCCGCCGCCGCCGCCGCCGCCCUCGUCCAAGUUGCUCACAACGGCGUCGCGCCAGCGCCCGUCGGUUCAGCACCCGCCAUCGCCCCCGUCGUGUCCGCGCUGCCGCCCAAACCUCUAGCCGGCGCCGGCAACGCGACGUCGGCGCCGCCGCCGCCGCCGCCGCCGCUUCUCAAAUCGCCGCCGCCCAAGACCCAGCCACCCCAGGCGCCGCCGGCGCCGCAGCCGCCGGGCCUGCGCCUGGUGUGGCCGGCGCCCGGCGGCGGCGCGGCGGGGCCGCCCGGCGCGUUCUGCCGGCAGAUGGCGCCGAUAACCGUCUCGGUGGCGUCGGUGGUGUCGGCCCCUUCGGUGGGAAAUCGAUUUCCUCCGCCGGUGCUGGCGCUGCCGGCGCCGCUACCCAUAAUGUCGCGCGCCCCCACGCUGCCCCCGCUGCCCUCGGUGUCGCAGCCGAUUCAGCAGCAGCAGCAGCAGCAGCAGCAGGUGUCCACCAUCAGCAUCCAGGCGCUGCCCAUGAGCGCGGCGGGCGCCAGUUUGAGUUCGCCGCACCCCGUCACCGUCACCACCCACACCAUCCCGAUGCACCCUCACUCCCAGCUCACGUUCUCACUGCCCAUCAAGUUCCAGGACGUGCCCGGCAGCGGCGGCGGCGGCGGCGGCGGCGGCAAGCUCCUCCCCGAGGUGCUGAAGCUCGACGGCUGCCUGCUGCUGCCGCAGGACGUGGUGGGCAACCUCGUCGGCCUGCCCGGGCCCUUCCUCGCCGGCGCCACCGCCAUGCAGGUGCCGCAGGGCGUGCUCGUCGACCCGGGCCUGCUGGGCCUGCGCGGGCUGUUCGGGCGUGAGUUCGACGGCACCCACGAGGUCGUCAGGAUGGUGUCGCUCCCGCAGCAGCAGCAGCAGCAGCAGCAGCUGGCGCCGCCGCCGCCGCCGCCGCUGCAGCCGCGACCGGCGCCGUUCCUGCCGCUCGACGACGUCGCUCUGCAGGUGCUGGCGGCGCCCGUUCCACGGCCGGCGCCGGGAGGUGGCUCCGCCGGCGUGCUCCCGGGGCUCCGGCACGGUCCGGGCGAGGAGGAGACGGCGGCGCCGCCGCCGCCGCCUCCGCCGCCGCUGGUGCUCAAGCCGGACUCGGAUCCGGAACGGCGCUCGAAGAGCGGCGCCGGCGACUCGCCCGGCCGGCCGAGGACUAAGGACGCCGGUACCGGGGGCGCGGCGCCGGUACCGGCAGCUGCGCCGGCCGAGCGGGAGGGCGGCCCCGACCGCAGCAUCUCGGACCUGGUGGGCCUCAUCAGGGACCUGCUGGCGGUGCUGAAGGCGCUCAACUCGAAGCUGAGCGGCGAGGACGUGUCCAAGCUGGUGCCGUUCCCCGCGCACUUCCUCAACAACGGCGGCGGCAACGGCGGCACCGGCUGGACGGAGGUGCACAAGCUGUCGAGCUUCAUCGCGCGGCUGCUGGAGCAGGUGCGCGCCGACUCGGCCGGCGAGCCCGCCGGCGCCGUGCCGGCGGGCUGCUGCUGCGAGGCCUCGGUCCGCGCCAGCGCCGGCAGCUGCGCCAUCGAGGGCUGCGCCAAGCCCGUGGCGCCGGCGCAGCCCGAGCGGCGAGACGGCUUCAAGAGGCUCCUGGCGGAACUGGACGCGGCGGGCGCCGUCGUCGUCGGCGAAGGAGACGGCGCCGGCGGCGACGCGGGCGAGCAGCCGCUGGACCUCACCGUGCCGCGCGUCAAGCGGAUGAAGUUGGAGCCGGAGUUACCGCAGGACGGCGGCGGCGGCGGCGGCGGCGACGGUCGCGCCGACGACGAGGAGACGGCACCCGACGACGGCGAAACAGCCGGUGGCGGCGGCGCCGUCGACCGGAGCUGCGCGGCGCAGGCGGAGGAGCUUGCCGACCCCGACGAUUUGGCGGCGGCGCCGCCGAACGCCGGCCGGCCGGCCGCGGCGGCGGCACCGCCGCCGCCCGCUCCCGCCGCCGGCGCCGUGGUGUCGAUCGCCGAACCGACGGGCUUCAACCUCACGCUGCUGGAGUCGGCGCCGCUCAUCGUGACGUUCCUGCCGGGGCCGGCCGGCUUCGUGGAGGGCAUCCCCAUGCAGGCGACGGCGCUGUCGCGGCCCGGCAUGCCGCAGGGCGUGACGACGGUGACCUACAGCUGCGCCCCGGCGCUCGCCGCCAGCGGCCGGCCCGCGACGGAAUCGGCAGGAUUUGACGCCGAGGAUGGCGCGGCCUCCGGACCGGACGAGCUCACGGAUUCGGAUUCGGGCGGUGGAACUCGCCUGCUGGGGCGACUGGGCGCCCUCGGAGCGGGAAGCAUCGGCGGCGGCGGGGCCCUGCCGCUGGCGGGCGCCGCGGGGGGCGCCGUGGUGGGGGGCCUGGUGGGGGGCCUGGUGGGGGGCGUGGCGGGGGGCCUGGCGGGGGGCGAGGCGCACGGAUUCCCGUGCGAUCUGUGCGACAAAACCUUCCAGAAGAGCAGCUCGCUGCUGAGACACAAGUACGAGCACACAGGUAAGCGGCCGCACGAGUGCCAGGUGUGCGCCAAGGCCUUCAAGCACAAGCACCACCUGAUCGAGCACUCGCGGCUGCACUCGGGUGAGAAGCCGUACCGCUGCGACCGCUGCGGCAAGCGCUUCUCGCACUCGGGCUCCUACUCGCAGCACAUGAACCACCGCUACUCCUACUGCAACCGCGACGGCGGCGGCGGCGGCGGCGGCGGUGCCGACGGCCUCGCCGCCGCGGGCGCCGUGGCCGCCGGCGACGCCGGCGACGCCGGCGUCGCCGUGGGGACGCCCCAGAGUCUCGCCGCGCCCGGCGACGUCGCCGUGAUGCUUCUGCACAACGGGGCCGGCCUGGGUAACGAGGUGGAUGAUGAAGAGGACGUGGAGGUGAAGAGCGAAGAGGUGGUGAGAGAUGAGGUGAGCGGGGAGGCGAGCGGUCGGGUCGAGCCAUCAUCGUGGGCGACGGUGGAGGGAGGAGCCGUGGUGCCCUGGAUGGGGGAGGGCGCCUGGAACGGCGGACAGGGAGAGGCAGCGGCUGGUGAGGCUUAUGGCGGAGGAGGGGAAAGAGGAGACGGAGGAGGUGGAAGAGGUGGAGACGGAGGAGGUGUGCGGGGAGAAGCGUCGCUGGAACUGGGAGAGGAGGAACGCGCAUUUGGAGUGGAGCGGGGACUGCGGCGGGCACAGGGAGUUGGGGAUGAACGGGAAGUCGAUGGGGGAGUGGAGGGGGCGGACCUCUUGGAGGAACCCAAAGAGCUGGGAGAGGAGGAGGAGGAGGGGGAGGAGGGGGAGCAGCUGGGACGAGCGGCAGCGGCAGGAGCAGCGGCGGCGGAGGAGGUGGAGGAGUUCCCGCGGGAGGAUCACCCUCCGACCGACGACGGCGUGAUGGUGACGAUCGUUCCGGACGAGCCGGGAGAAGAGCUCGGCGCCAUCGUCGCCCGCGGCGGCGACGCCGCGGGCGACGCCACGCCGGCCGACGACGACGCCGACUUCAUCAAGCUCCUCCUCACUGCCGCGGCCGCCACCACCGCCUCGGAGCACCCGGCCAUCCGGGGGGAGCACCAUGACGAGGAGGAGGAGGAGGAGGAGGGUGUUCUCGUAGUCAUCGAAGAGGAGGAGGCGGAGGAACUGGAAGAGGCGAUCCAUGCGGGUGGAGACCCGGGGAGCCCGCCGAUCUCCCACGAGGAGGAGGAGCGGGAGGGGCAGAUGGAGGAGCAGAAGGAGGAGGGACGCGGUGGUCACAACCACGGCCGUGGCCACGUGGGCACCACCGGAGCGAGAGGGCCUCCGACAGGCGAAGCGCCGAUCGCCGUGGUGGUGGUGGUGGUCACCGACACCCCCGGGGACCCCACGGACGAUCCUUGA
Messenger RNA from Petromyzon marinus (sea lamprey), 5108 nucleotides. The record is from RefSeq and is a predicted model, not a curated record. NCBI's taxonomy places the organism in Eukaryota, Metazoa, Chordata, Hyperoartia, Petromyzontiformes, Petromyzontidae.